Molecule: messenger RNA, 1518 nt
Organism: Botrytis sinoallii
Lineage: Eukaryota; Fungi; Ascomycota; Leotiomycetes; Helotiales; Sclerotiniaceae
Exons: 4
Coding region: 1-1518 (505 amino acids)
Molecular function (GO): iron ion binding; oxidoreductase activity, acting on paired donors, with incorporation or reduction of molecular oxygen, reduced flavin or flavoprotein as one donor, and incorporation of one atom of oxygen; heme binding
Source: RefSeq, a predicted model, not a curated record
AUGGGUUACCUCUCAGAUUUUGGCGGAGCCUUCUUGGUUAUACUUCUCGUCUGCUAUCUGGUUGAUGCCGCAAGACUUAGAGCAAGACGCAAGCAAUUGAUGAAGGAACAUGGUUGCGAAGAACCCCCCAAGCGAUCAUCUAAAUAUCCAUUCGGUAUCGACCUUUUCCUUGACAAAAUGAAGAAUAUAAAAAAUCAUAAACAUCUCGAAUCUAUCAUGAAUCAUCACAAUGAACUCGGAAGCACGUACACUGAGGAGUCUAUCGGCACAACAACCAUCUUUACCAUCGAUCCUCAAAAUCUUCAAACAUAUUAUAGUACAAACUUCAAGGACUAUGGGGUUUAUCAUCUAAGAAAAAAGGCUUUCUCUCCACUUCUAGGAGAUGGCGUAUUCAGUACUGACGGACCAUUUUGGGAACACUCCCGGGCUUUGAUUCGGCCUACCUUUACAAGGUACAACGUGGCCAAUUUUCCGGCAUUUGAGAUACAUCUUCAAAGGUUCCUAAAGCUUAUUCCAAGAGAUGGAAGAACGGUGAACUUAAGUUCGUUGCUCGAUGAUUUGUUUCUAGACACAUCCACCGAGUUUAUUUUUGGCCAAUCUGUCGACGCUUUAGAUGAAUCUUCUGAUGAAGCUUCUGAUUCCCAUAGAUUUCUCAACUCCUUCCAUCAUGCUCAACGAGACCGUUGGGAUAAGAAAGAAAGACGCGCAGUUCAUAAGUUGGUCGAUGCACAUAUUGAUAAGGCACUUGAGCUUCGCCGAGAAUAUCUUGCCUCCAGGAAAUCACGCACGAAUCCAGAUCCGUCAAGUUCAAGCGACGGAGAAGAUGAAGAAGAAAAUCAUCGCUAUAUUCUCCUUCACGAAAUGGCCAAGGAAACAGAUGAUCGUCGAGAGCUCCGAAAUCAAACUUUGCAGGUAUUCUUGGCAGGUCAUGAAGCUACGGCUAUUGGGGUUGGGAAUGCGAUUUUUUGGUUAUGUAGAAAUCAGAAGGUUUGGGAGAAACUGAGGAGAGAGGUAUCGGAACAUAGGGAGAAGGAUGAAGAAUUAACAUUUAAGAGUUUGAAAGGGAUGAGAUAUUUACAAUGGGUUGUUAACGAGACUCUCCGUCUCACCCCCAUAGCCCCAACCAUAACCCGUGGAGCUGUUUGCGAUACCAUCCUCCCUCGCGGUGGCGGCCCUUCAGGAACUUCCCCAGUUCUAGUCAAAGCCGGUACUCUCAUUACUCCAAACAGUUGGGUAUUUCAUCGUCUAGCACCUUGUUAUCAACCCGACCCCGAAGCGUUCAGACCAGAACGCUGGGAACAUUUGAGGCCAGGAUGGAAUUACUUACCAUUUGGAGGUGGAACUAGAAUGUGUGCGGGAAGAAAUCUGGGAUUAACGGAGAUGGCAUAUGUGCUUGCGAGAUUGGUACAGGAGUGGAAAGUGGUGGAGUGCAGGGAUGAAGUUGCGGAGUGGGUGGAGGAGAUCAAAUUGAGCGUGGAGAGUGGGAAUGGUGUCAAGGUUGGAGUGGAGUGGGCUUGA